Trematosphaeria pertusa is the source of this 1101-nucleotide messenger RNA. RefSeq names its product iron reductase domain protein. The coding region runs from base 1 to 1101 and encodes 366 amino acids. The record is from RefSeq and is a predicted model, not a curated record. Lineage: Eukaryota; Fungi; Ascomycota; Dothideomycetes; Pleosporales; Trematosphaeriaceae. The transcript is spliced from 4 exons.
AUGCGGCUGAGUCAAGCUAUCACUGCCGCCAUCAGCCUGUGCAGCACGGCAUCUGCCCAAACUGGGCAGUCUACCAAGUACUACGAUGCCACCACCGGUAUAACCUACUCGUCAGUCACUCUGCCUAACGGCGUCACAUAUCGCGUUGCGCUGCCCGUCAACUCGCCCACCUCCGAUGCGAUUGUGCAGAUCGUCGCCCCCAGCAAGUUCGGAUGGUGCGGUAUCGCCUGGGGCGGCCAGAUGACCAACAACCCGCUCACAGUAGCAUGGCCGAGCGGCCAGAGUGCAAUCGUCAGUAGUAGAAUAGCCUUCAGCCACAAUGCCAUCCCGCCGGCCUACACCGGGGCCACAUACACCUACCUGAAGCCCACAAGGACCGCCAGUGAACAAUGGACCGUUACGGCGCGCCGCCAGGGCUGCACGCGCUGGAGCAGCAGCACGGGCGGCGAUUAUAAUCUAGACACGAAGAGCCAGACCACGUUUGCGUAUGCGUGCUCGGGAACGGCGCCGACGUCGCCGAGUAGUAAUUCGAGUACGUUCAUGCAGCAUGAUCAGAAUGGGAUUUGGACGCAUGAUUUGGAUAUGGCGAGGAAUGCGAGCUUCACACAGUGGUGCGGCACCGCGCUAGACCCAGAGCGCUCCGAGUUUGGCGUCGGCGAGAAAUGGGAUGAAGGCAAUGUCGGCGCGGUGCCGGCUUGCGCCUCUCCUCUCGCGGAUUACACAAAGGUCAAGGAGAACGAGAGACUGCACUUGAACGUGAUACGAGUGCCGAAGGCAGUUUAUUGCGAAGCAAAGGAGGUCUUGUUCCGGGACGAUAUCCUUGCGUUCGAGGGGAGCGCGGGGUUCAAGGCGUUUCUGCUGAGCGGCCCGCGGGCGUUGGGAAGAGCGGAGAGGCUGACCAAGCUGGCGAUUGCGAUUGCGCCCAAGGGGAACGAGGCGCAUUUCUGGAACUACGCUUUGCGCGAGCUGUAUCUCCCCGGCGGUAGUGUGGCGGCGCCGGUGCCGCACUUCCCCGCGCUCAGGAUGCUGCAGCUAUACCUCGGGUCCGGCUCUCUCCAGUUCAACGAGUGGGAGAAGUGGAGCGAUGGUUUUUGGAUAUGA